AUGCUCAAGUUCUCAGGUCUAUACCAGGAGGGCUGUUCAGACUUAUAUGUCACCUGUCAGGUUCUGUGUGAUGGAUUGCCUCUUGCACUGCCUGUGACUACUUCAUAUAAGGCCUUUACCAACAGGUGGAACUGGAAUGAGUGGAUAACACUGCCAGUUUUCUUUAGCGACCUGCCACGUAAUGCUAUCCUUGCUUUGACUAUCUAUGAUUGUGCUGGACCAGGGAAGGUCAUGAUUGUGGGCGGAACUACUAUAUCUCUCUUCGGAAAGCAUGGGAUGCUAAGACAGGGUAUGUUCGACUUGCGCGUUUGGCCAGGGGUGGAAGGGAGUGAGAAGACACCGGGUAAGGCUCCAGAUCGCGGAAAGGAACAGAUGCAGAAGUUGGCCAAAUUGGCCAAGAAGCACAGAAAUGGACAUAUGCCUAAGGUGGACUGGCUGGACAGACUGACGUUCAGAGAAAUCGAGAUGAUCAACGAAAAGGAGAAGCGUAGCUCCGACUAUAUGUAUCUCAUGAUUGAGUUCCCCACGGUGCAGAUAGACGGCAUCAAUCACGCGGUAGUGUACUACGAGCAAGACGGCGACGAGAUGUACCAGUUUAGGGCUCAAGCGGAGAUCGUUACAGUGCCAGACUAUGAAAUCUUGCAAGUAAGACAACCGAGAACCUGGUGGAAAGCAAGCAGCACCGGCUGGCACGGUGCGUGCGCGGCGCGUGGGGGCGCGAGGCUAAGCCCACGGCUGCCGAGCGUGACCAGCUCGCCGCGCUCGUGGCCGCGCCGCCACGCCGCCACCUCGCCGCAGACCAAUAGGACCUCCUGUGGAAGUUCCGGUGAGUGGGGGGAGGGCGAGGCUAAGCCCACGGCCGCCGAGCGCGACCAGCUUGCCGCGCUCGUGGUCGACCCGCCACGCCGCCCCCUCGCCGCACACGAACAGGACCUCCUGUGGAAGUUCCGCUUCUACCUCUCAUCGCACCGACGUGCGCUCACCAAGUUCUUGGAGUGCGUAAACUGGAACCGACCCGCGGAAGUGCGACAAGCAUUGGCGAUGAUGAAGCAAUGGGCACCAAUGGACGUGGAAGAUGCACUGGAACUCUUAACGCCCAAGUUCACACAUCAAGCAGUUAGAAGGUACGCCAUCUCACGGCUGAAACAAGCACCGGACGAGGAUUUACUACUCUACCUGUUGCAACUUGUACAAGCUCUGAAAUACGAAGACUUCAACGAAAUUCAUAAUGAAUAUGCGCGUGUUUGCGGAAAGGACGCGCCGAUAUUUUCUGACUCCGAAGGGAAGCUGAUGCAGAGCACGCACAGAGGCAGCCAGGCUAGCUUACUGUCCGCAUCAGUACUCACAAAUAGUGAAAUGACAGCGUCGAUAACAAGUAGACAGUCGAUAGAAACCACUACUGAAGAGACACCAGCGACCCACGAAGAUGCCUUCAAUACGGUGGAGGAGGCGAGCGAGGAAAGCUUGACUCUGGCUGGGUUCCUGAUCGAGCGGGCCUGCAACAACAGCGUGGUGGCCAACUACCUGUACUGGUACCUGCUCAUCGAGUGCGAGGACACGGACGCUCCCCGCCAGCCUCCAAGGCACAUGUACCUCAGCGUCAUGAAGACUUUCUCGCAGAAGCUGGCCAAAGGCAAUGCAGACCACCAACGAACUCGUUCUUUCCUGGCCAGACAACAGGUGUUCAUCGACAAACUAGUGAAGCUAGUUAAAACGGUCGCACGUGAGAGCGGAAACCGUAACAAGAAGGCCGAGCGUCUGCAACAACUGCUGGCCGAUCCGGACGCGUUCAAAUUCAACUUCAUGAAUUUCGAACCGAUGCCCUUCCCUCUGGAUCCCAACGUGACCAUUAAAGGCAUUGUCGCCAAGAAGGCAAGCCUGUUCAAGUCGGCUUUGAUGCCGUCGAAAUUAACCUUCCUGACCACUGAGGGCAUGGAGUAUGAGGCGAUAUUCAAACAUGGCGACGAUUUAAGACAGGACCAAUUGAUAUUGCAGAUGAUCACGCUGAUGGAUAAACUGUUGCGGAGAGAGAACCUGGAUCUGAAGUUGACUCCGUACAAGGUGCUGGCGACGAGCUCGCGGCACGGCUUCCUGCAGUUCAUCGAGUCGGUGACAGUAGCUGAGGCGCUAGCUGCAGAAGGCAGCAUCCAGAGCUUUUUGCGUCGCCACAAUGCGGCCGAAGGAGCGCCAUACGGCAUCCGCCCCGAAGCGAUGGACACUUACGUGCGGAGCUGCGCCGGCUACUGCGUCAUCACCUACCUGCUCGGCGUUGGUGACCGUCACCUGGACAAUCUGCUGCUUCGUCGUUGUGGCGCGUUGUUCCACAUCGACUUCGGCUAUAUCCUCGGCCGUGAUCCCAAGCCGUUGCCGCCGCCCAUGAAGCUCAGUCGCGAGAUGGUGGAAGCCAUGGGUGGAAUUCACUCGGAACACUUCCACGAGUUCCGCAAGCUCUGCUACACCGCCUUCCUCCACUUGCGCAGGCACGCCAAUCUAAUGCUAAACCUAUUCUCCCUGAUGGUGGAUGCCUCAGUGCCAGAUAUUGCACUAGAACCAGACAAAGCUGUCAAAAAGGUGCAGGAUAAACUGCGAUUGGACCUGGGAGAUGAGGAAGCAGUUCAUUACUUCCAGAACCUACUGGAUAUGUCGGUGACUGCUGUGAUGGCCGUGCUGGUGGAACAGUUUCACAAGUUUGCCCAAUAUUGGCGCAAAUAA
Messenger RNA from Parnassius apollo (apollo), 2712 nucleotides. The record is from the annotation of a GenBank genome assembly. Lineage: Eukaryota; Metazoa; Arthropoda; Insecta; Lepidoptera; Papilionidae.